AUGGGUUCCCAAAACUGGUUAGAUGCAACAGAGUCAGGGGCAGCUUAUUCCACUUACGCAAAAUGUGCAAGUGACAGGGCAGUGAAUUUUGAUGCUAAUGUUGUUUCCAAGCCUAUGCCAUUCAGAUUCUUUAAUAUGUGGGCUAAGGCUGAGGAAUUUGAUAGCAUUGUUCAGAAUAUUCAUGAUGAUCCUGGUAACCAGAUGCUUUAUAAGCAAGAAAAAGAGAUGAGUAGGAAAUAUGGGGAAUUGAAUGAAGCUAGAAUCAACUUUUGGAAACAAAAGCUAAAAGAGGAUUGGAUCCAUCUUGGUGACUCCAAUUCAGCAUAUUUCCAUGCUGUUUUGAAAAAGAAGAGGGCUCAAAAUAGUAUCUAUAGACUGAAAAAUAUAGAAGGAGAGUGGGUUGAAGAUGCAGUAGGUAUGGAACAUGCUCUCUUGUUUACUACAGAAGAGGUCAAAUGUGCUCUGUGGGAUAUUGAUGAGAGAAAGGCUCCUGGGUCAGAUGGGUAUACUAAUGGCUUCUAUAAGCAUGAUUGGCCAUACAUUGGUGAGGAUAUUGCUGCUCGUGAGGAUGUAAGUCAGUUCCGUCCUAUUGCUUGCUGUAAUGUUCUUCAUAAGAUCAUCUCAAAAAUGCUCAGCAAUAGAUUGAUGAAAAUUUUGCCUAAUCUUAUUGAUCCAGUGCAAAGUGCUUUAAUAGAAAGCAGAGCUAUAAUGCACAACAUAUUUAUUUGCCAAGAUAUGCUGAAACAUUAUAAAAGAAAAUCACAACCAGCAAGAUGCACUAUUAAGGUUGAUCUUAGAAAGGCAUAUGAUUCUGUAUGA
Beta vulgaris subsp. vulgaris (sugar beet) is the source of this 819-nucleotide messenger RNA. RefSeq lists its product as uncharacterized. The record is from RefSeq and is a predicted model, not a curated record. Lineage: Eukaryota; Viridiplantae; Streptophyta; Magnoliopsida; Caryophyllales; Amaranthaceae. Bases 1 to 819 code for a protein of 272 amino acids. The transcript has 5 exons.